Molecule: messenger RNA, 1278 nt
Organism: Linum trigynum
Lineage: Eukaryota; Viridiplantae; Streptophyta; Magnoliopsida; Malpighiales; Linaceae
Source: the annotation of a GenBank genome assembly
UAAAAAAAUCCUAAUAAAAUAAAAGAUCGAGCACCUGAAAUCAAAAUUGAGAACCUGAAACGGAUAAACCCACCAUCCAUUCACAACCGUCGAGCCCUUCACAUCCGUCGAUGUGAGACCUAAUCCACUUUCCACCGUUCAGAUCCGGACACCUGUCAACCCAUCUAACCACCUAAAAAAAAGCAAAACAAUAAAAAAACUAAAAAGAAAAAACCUCCCCAGUAUCUUCCUUUCCAUACUCUCUCGAUACACAACGGCCUACGCCAUAUCUCGCCGUUCAAUCCUUUCUGCCAUCCAUCGACAAAUCGCCUUCUAGAACCAUCUAGAAGCUUCCUCUCUCCGCCCUCUCCAAUCCAUGACGGAGGGCAAACGAUGCAGCGGCACCGUCAAGUGGUUCAGCGCCAGGAAAGGCUUCGGCUUCGUCGCUCCCGAUGACGGCGGCGAGGAUCUCUUCGUCCACCAGACCUCCAUCCAAUCCGACGGCUUCCGUACCCUCUCCGACGGCCAGGCCGUCGAAUUCUCCGUCGAUUUCGCGGACGACGGGCGCUCCAAGGCCGUCGAUGUCGCUGCCGUCUCCAGAUCCCGCCGCGCUCCUCCGCGCGGCGGCGGCGGCGGCAGGGGAUUCCACGCCGGGGGAGGCAGAGGCGGCGGAGGUUACGGGAGAGGAUCGAGAGGCGGUGGCCGGUCCGGCGGAGGUUCUGGGUACAAUUACGACGGCGGGUACGGGGGCGGUGUAGAGUGUUACAAUUGUGGGCGAUUUGGGCAUUUAGCUAGGGAUUGCUACAGCGUCGGCGGAAGAGGAAGCCGAAGGUACGGCCGCGGCGGCGGAUAUUCCGGAGGGAGAGGCGGUGGCGGUGGCGGAGAAUGUUACAGUUGUGGGGAGGAAGGGCAUUUUGCGAGAGAUUGCCCUAACGGAGAGAAGAAGUGAAGAAAGGGAAUGCAGUUUAGUCCUCUCUCUGGAUUUCCAAUUCUCUUCUACUGUUAAUCGCCCUGGUUGAUAACCUUAUUAUUAGUAAUUGUUCUUGUUUAUAAUUUUAUUUUUUUGUUCCCAACUGUUCCUCUCUCUGUUUUUUUUUUUUUUGAAAAAUUGCUGUUUGAUUUGGCUUAGCUGCAGAGCUGAAUGAAUGGAUAUUUGGUUUUGUGUAUGGUUGUCACGCCGGCCGGUGUACCACUGAUUCAACCUGGUUUAACUUGUACCGGUCAUAAAAUUGGCAUGAUAUCAUUGGUAUGACUGGCAUGAUCGGUAUACGAAUCUUCAAAUAAAAUGAUCUUAUCUUA